Sitodiplosis mosellana (orange wheat blossom midge) is the source of this 3877-nucleotide messenger RNA. Its product is annotated as probable replication factor C subunit 1. The record is from RefSeq and is a predicted model, not a curated record. Lineage: Eukaryota; Metazoa; Arthropoda; Insecta; Diptera; Cecidomyiidae. The coding region runs from base 1224 to 3632 and encodes 802 amino acids. The transcript has 7 exons.
GUCUGUUGUGCGACAAACACUUACUGGAAUUGCGGCUUUUGCUUCUCAUUAUCACUAUCACUCUCUUCGUCCGGAUCGGCUGCUCGUGGCUGCAAUUUACACGGCGAUGGCUCAUGUUUGUAGUCAUUUGACUGGCUAUCGGUUGGUUGCGACUGGAAAUUUAAGUAAAUCAACGAUUUCAUCAAUUAAUAAUUCGAAACAAGUUCCCUUUUUUAGUGAUUUAAAUUCGAUUUUAAAACUUGAACGUACUUUACGCAGCUCAGUUGUCCACUAAAUGCGUGCAUAAACUCAAAUGUUGUUUCAUUUCUUUUCGAGUUCAAUUACCUGCAUCUUUUCAUUCAAUAAACAGGCCAACGAAAUGAUACUUUUUCAGGCAACAGAGCGAUCGACAAACGACGUUUUGUACGGAAGAAUGACCUAUUUUGUUUUUGAUGGACCAAAAAUCUAAUUAAAAUUUAUUAUAUUCAUUGGAAAAAUGUCACUGUGAAAUUAUCAAAAAAAUGUAUCAUCAGAAAAAAAUUGAACGCAACAAUCUAUCAUAACCUCAAUUUGACCAACUUACAAUUAUGAUAAAUCGGAUCAGAGUUUGGUCUGCCAAUGUUGGAUGAAACUCUCUCUGGAAAUAGGUCUAUACUCGCCGAAUGUUCUCACCAAAAGAACGUAUUUCACCGACAAAAUGGCUGACAUACUUUGAGAAAAUUCGCACAAGUCAAGUGUAUGUGUUUCAUAAUCAUGGCAUCACUGUACGAGCGCAACACCAAUUAAGCGGCGCAGUAGCGUGAGAGAGAGAGAUGCAGCUAUGACGCGCAUAAAUAAAUCGUCGCUGACAACAGACAAUUUGCAUACACACACAGUAGUCAGUGUGACAAUCAAGCCAGCCAGCAAGCCAAACAAACCAAUCACAAACAAGCAAAAAAACAAUACCAAUACAUUCAGAGAGUGGCCGUAUAAAGUCGACCAGUCGCAUUGUAUACAUUUUGUAUUCGUGCAUGUGAAUAAUCCGAAAAUUCAAUACGAAACGAUUAAACGCAUUCUUUCUCUCGUCAGCAGUUCUUCUAGAGAAUAUGCGCACAUCGCAUAUUUUGCUGUGAUUAACAUUUUUUUUCGCUUGCCUCAUUGAUUGUUGCAUCGUUUCGUUUUAUUUUUAAAUCAAUAAUUUGCUGCUCGGUUUGCAUGAUCGAAAUUUGAAUCCACUUGUGCACACAAAACAAUAAAAAAAAAGCAUGAAAACCAGAAGAGGAAAAAAACCUGCAACGCAAGUUAGUCAGCGUGCACCGAAAAUUGAAACACAAGACGAUGAUGUGUUCGAAGAUGUAGGUCGUCUACCGAAACUACGACCAAAAUUGAAAACGGUGAAAAAAGAGCAGCCGCCAUCACAAACGAAAACCACCUGUCAAGUCACACGUAGCAGAGCUGCUCGCAAUAAACCACUCGCACUUAUAACAAACCGUAAGUCUGACAACACGAAAAAACACGUGGAUAAAAAUUGUAACAUGUCAUCGCAAAAUUCAUUGGAAAGUAAUGCCGAAACGGUCAAUUUAAUCGAAUCAGAGGGUGAAGAUAUUGAUUUGGAUUUGACGCCAAAGCGGAAAAAUGGAUCGAAUUCGAAUGAGGACAAUACGAAUCCGGCCAAACGCAAGAAGCCAAAUGUGUUUAUUGACAUCACUGACGAUGAAGAUGACGAUGACGAUGACGAUGAAGCUGUGACAGAGGCCAGCAACGCGAACGAACAAACACACGGUGAUUCAAGUGGUCUACAGUACGAUGAGACUGCGUCAAAUAAAUCCAACGAUGAGGUUGUUUCGAUCGGUGCAACCAUUUCGGAAACUGGCGAUGAACUUGAAAUCGAAGCUGAAAUCGAACUCGAACCGACAAUGACCGAAGUACAUGAACCCACCGAGCCGUAUGUAUCGCCAGAUGAGCCGAAUGAACGGGAAACAGAUGAAUCCGAACCGAAUGAACGGGAGUCGAAUGAACGGGAGCCGAAUGAGCCCAAAGAAGCUGAAUUGGAACCAGCUGAAAUCACCAACGAACCGACCGAAAGUUCAAACGAACCCCAAGAAAAUUCCGAUGAUGAAAAUGAACAAGAUCAAGAAAAUGGUGACGAUGAUGAUUACAUCAUGAUGGAAUUGAAUCCAGAAGAUACUGAUAUGUUUGAAGGCGUCGAAGAGGAUGAAGCAUCUUCAAGCAGUCCAGCAUUGCGACCGAAACAAACGACCAAAAUGUCAAUUCCGCGUUGGAAGCAAGCGGCUGUGACGGAAACUCCACCGCAAAAACCGAAAAUUGUUCACACAGUCAACAGAACCAUUACCAUGAAUGGUGAAGGUGAUGCUCCGGCCAAAGAACCCGCGUCAUUGGCACGAGCACCUUCAUCAACACUCACCAUAUCGAAAACAUCGGGUGAGCUAGGCCGACAGCCCAGAGUGCUGUUCAAAAUACCACACGUACCGAAGACAACAAACAGCGCGACAAAUGCCGUUGCUUCGAAUGCUGUAAGUCGUGAUCCAAGAAUGUCCAAAGAUGCUGUGCCAAGCACUGCUGCAGCACCGCCGACAAUGACGACGGCGACGACGACGACAGCGGCAAGAGUUCAGAACCACAUCGGAACGUCACGCGCUGCACCUUUGGCCAAUAAUACAGGCGGUCAACGUGUAUCGGUCAAAGAAAGAUUGGGCAAUAAAUACGCUGUCAAGUCGGGCAGCUCUUUUAUAAUACCCAACGAUACGUCGGCUCCGAACAGUGUGCCAGCAUCCACAGCUGCACCAGCUCAAAACCAACAGCCAAAACUGCCGGGUCUAUACAGAAACACUUUUCGGUCCAUGCAAGCGGCGGCCCAUACUCAACAAACUCCACGGAACAUUCAGAAGCCACAUCCCGAUAUGUCUGCAGUCGUUCGCGAAGCUUUGGAAAGCAAACUGAACGCGGGCGAACUGAAAAUGCCAGAAUUUGCGGCGGGCUUACAGAAAUAUGAGCCAUUGUUUUUCCGUUUGUUCGAGCGCACAUGCCGGGUAUUCAUUCAAGACGAUUGCAAUUCAACCGAAUGCCAAUUUGAGCAUAAAUUGCCGGAUCUGGAUAUCUUUCGUAAAACGCUCGACAAAAUCGGCCCAAAGCGUGUGAUGGAAUUUUACGAUGAAUUCAUAUGUCGUAGUCAGAAGCUGUUUGAUUACUAUCUGGCGGAAUUUUCGAAAUUCUUCGGAAAACAUUCAAUGACAGCUAAACUUACACAAAUGGUCGAAGAUUGCAUUGAACGCAAGGUGCAAUUCCACUUUAUGAAAAUCGUCGAAGGAUUCAUGCUAACCGGUAAACCAUUUUCGAAAGCUCUCACCGAUGUCGUUCAAGCGAUCACCAGUCGUACAAUGAAAACACAAAAUGAACUCAUCAAAUUGGUGUUGCACACACGCAACGAUUCGAUUCGACCGUUUGUCGAUUUCCUCGACGUGGUGUCCAAGCAGGAAAAGUUCAAGUUCUCCGCCGAAUGGGUUAAUCGCAUGAUGUUCAUUCAACGUGAAAUAAAAUUAAAAGAGCUCAGCCAUGUCAUUUGGCGCAUUAUUAGCGAAAACAUCGGCAACAUGGACAAAUAUGACAACGACUUGGUGACCAAAUUCAUGGAUGAUUACGCACGCGGCCCAUAAAUUUUAAUUGAAACACUUGCAUACGAAAAUAUGCCACAAAUAUUCAUAUUUCUUUUUCGCUCAUCACAAACUGGUACUCUUGAUGAAUACCAACCUUUUUUUUAAACAUACAACAUUCACCAAACCAUUAGAAUGGUUAUAAAUCUUGAAUAGAAAAAAGAAUAAUCCCUCAUUAUGAUCUGAAAAUGUCACUUUUUCAAUCUGCAAAAUUUAUCAAUAAAAAUUUGAACUGAAAAGAAAGAAAA